Messenger RNA from Aspergillus ruber CBS 135680, 951 nucleotides. Its product is annotated as putative alpha-1,6-mannosyltransferase subunit. The record is from RefSeq and is a predicted model, not a curated record. The transcript has 3 exons. Gene Ontology annotation, biological process: protein N-linked glycosylation. Gene Ontology annotation, molecular function: alpha-1,6-mannosyltransferase activity. Gene Ontology annotation, cellular component: Golgi membrane; mannan polymerase complex. The coding region runs from base 1 to 951 and encodes 316 amino acids. NCBI's taxonomy places the organism in Eukaryota, Fungi, Ascomycota, Eurotiomycetes, Eurotiales, Aspergillaceae.
AUGCAGUUCGCGUUACCUCCUCGGGGCGGUACUCUUCCGCUACAUAGCGGCCGUUCUCGACUCUCGUAUCAGCGCCGGAGACAGUUCAAGGUGGCUGCGGUAUUAGGUCUUGCGGUCAUUUCUCUCUUUCUUAUUUUCUCUUAUUUUCGAUCGCCGAGUAUAAUAUCGCCCAUACCUGCAGGAACUUCAGGGAUCAUUAUUGUGACAGUAUUGGAUCGCGCGGCAUUGAGCGAGAAGUACAUCCACCGGAUUAAGAAGAACAGGGAAGAUUAUGCCAAACAACAUGGAUAUACGAAUUUCUUCGCGGAUGUCUCUGACUACGAAUCUACGCUUGACAAUGCCCCACGAAGCUGGGCCAUGAUUCCUGCCCUCCGUCAUGCCAUGACGCUUCACCCCCACUCAGCUUAUUUCUACCAUUUGAGCCCUCAUGCCUUGAUUAUGGAACCUUUCAAAUCCUUGGAAUCGCAUCUCCUAGACAAAAACCGCCUCGAGUCGUUGAUGCUCAAGAACGUUCCUGUUAUGCCGCCAAAUAGCGUCGUCAAGACCUUCUCGCACCUUACAUCGAAGGAUAUAGAGCUUGUAAUCACUAUCGACGAUGCGGACUUGAACACUGGGAGCUUUGUGAUUCGACAAGGGGAUUUUGCGAACUUUUUCCUCGAUGUUUGGUUCGAUCCAUUGUAUCGGAACUAUAACUUUGUGAAAGCAGAGACACAUGCCUUGGGUCAUAUCGUUCAAUGGCACCCGACAGUCCUGGCUAGGUUGGCGCUGGUUCCCCAGCGGACCAUUAAUGCCUACAGCAAAGAUUCCCCGGGCGUCAGCGCAGAUGGGAUCUAUAGGAAUGGUGACUUUGUCAUUCGAUUUCAUGGCUGCGAAAGCGAUCCCGUGCGAAGCUGCGAUAAAGAAAUGGAGCUGUAUUAUGAUUUGUGGGAAAAGAAAGUGGACGAUGAAUAA